GCCACUGCCAAAACAGUCCAUUGUGUAGCUUGACCGGAAUGCUGGAGCUUCCGUGCGGGCCAUGGGGUCAUGUCCAGGCCCCUUGGAUGCCGUGCUCAACUACCUCCUGCAUGAUCCAGAGUUUUUCUACCUCCGUCCGCGCGCCAAGCCAACGAUACAGGAGCCGCCGCGCAAACGCCGGCGAUGCUUGGCGAAUAGCUACCCAUACUUCGAGGUGAAGCGCAGAGCGCCGGAAGAGGUGCGUCCGAAAGCGCCAAGCCCAGAGCACGAGCCGACGGAGAUCAGCGAGCCUCCCAAGGAGGCCGCCGCUGAGCCAGCGCCUUCCUUACCAGAGGAGCCCUCUGUGCAGGUUCCUGACACACCUGGAAAGGAUGAGCUUUGGGCGCCGAAGGCGCCGAAGGCACCACCUUUGGCACCCGAGCCAGCCGAGGCCGUCACGGUGCAGUCUUCGCCUUCCCAGGCGGUGCAGGACGAGCUUGGAGCCAAGGAGGCGCCGGAGCCAGUGUCAUUUCCCACUCCGGCGCAGCCGGUGACGGUGCCGCCGGUGCCUCUCUUUCAGGCGCCCGAGCCGCAGGUUGCGAUUCCAGAGCCGCCCAGUGGGGAGGUCUCUCCAUGUUCUGAGCCGAAAGAGGCCUUGGAUGACUGGGCGCAGCACCAGGCGAACAUGGUCCUGGAAUCCAUCUUCGCCCAGGCUGGUGUCGAAGACGGCGAGGCAAAUGAGGCAGAGCCGGAGGCGGAGGUUGCGGUUGCGGAGGUGGUGCAGGACAGCGAGGACGAGCACGAAGAGAAGCAGGAAAGGGCGGAGAGAAUAGGGGAGACGGAGAGGGGACGGGCAGAGCAGAGGGCGGAAAGGGAGGAAAGGGAGGAAAGGGAGGAAAGGGAGGAAAGGGAGGAACGGGAGGAAAGGGAGGAAAGGGAGGAAGAGGAAGACGAGGAUGAUGAAACCGGACAGGAAGGGGAGGAGGAAGAAGAGGAAGAUGAUGAUGGCGAGGACGAAGAAGAGGAGGACUGGCAGGAGGAAGAAGUGGAGGAUGAGCCUGAAGAGGAAGCAGCCAGCAUGCAAAUGCGCAGCCAAUCUCACUUCGCUGCACAGGCCCUCAUGCCACAGCCCACGCCACAGCUUUCAAUGAGCUUCUCUUAUUAUGCGGCCGAAGGCAAAGGCAAAAAGGGCAAGAAGGGCAAGGAGGGCAAGCAGGGCAAGGAGGGCAAGGCCACAGGAAAAGAGCGGGGGAAGAAAGGCCAAAAAGGCCAAGCCAAGGGUAAAAAGGGCAAGGAGAGGGAUCGAGCCCAGGAAGGCUGGGAGGAAGGCUGGGAGAAAUCUGAUUGGAAGGAGGAUACAUGGGAGAGCAGUGAAGAGAAAGGAAAGGGGGGAGGCUUCAAAGGCAAGGAUUGGUCGAAUGAUUGGCGAGGGAAGAAUUGGUCUUGGAACGCGCCGGACCGCGAGCGGAAGGAAGGCUGGAACACUUGGAAGAACCCCAAGGUCACUUGGGAGGAGCCCCAAAGCUGGCCGGAAGCUGCCGAGCCCGCACCGGUCGGGCGCGUGGAGCGCGCUCCGCGCGAGCCAAAGCGUUCGGAGCGCUCCGGCUGGGCCGGGUGGAAGGACCCGAAAGACCGGUGGAAUACGUGGAGCAAGGACAACAGAGAGGAGAAGUGGGAGAAGAAGGAGGAGAAGUGGGAGAACAAGAAGGAGGAGAAGUGGGAACCAUGGACAGAAAAGGAAGACUGGAACAAGUCAUGGAAGCCCAGCUGGGGGAGAGGCGGCACCACCCCCUGGUGACAUGCGUGCGGGGA
This is a messenger RNA of Effrenium voratum, 1791 nucleotides long. The record is from the annotation of a GenBank genome assembly. NCBI's taxonomy places the organism in Eukaryota, Dinophyceae, Suessiales, Symbiodiniaceae.